Messenger RNA from Cicer arietinum (chickpea), 750 nucleotides. RefSeq names its product RING-H2 finger protein ATL48. Lineage: Eukaryota; Viridiplantae; Streptophyta; Magnoliopsida; Fabales; Fabaceae. The record is from RefSeq and is a predicted model, not a curated record.
UAGAAAAAUUUGAAUGAACCUCACACAGCCACGACAAAAAGCAAUAUUUUAUUUAGAAAGAAAAAAAGAGAGUGACCGAAAAGUUGAAAAAUAAAAAUAAAAGAGGCACGUAAAGAAAAGAAAAUGACAGUGUAAUAGGCAAAAAGAGAAAAAGGAACAGAGAGUUGGUUUGGAAUAGCGCGAUAGCGUGUUGUUAUAAAUUGAUUCGGUGGAUACACUCUCGUUUGGUUCCUUCUUCAAAGCUGUUCGAUUAUCCGUUUUCUGCAUCAUCAUGGGUACUUCUGAACCCGGUUUCGAAGAUUUUCUUGAAGACAAGAAGCGCGUUAGGAACCCUUUUGUCCCCGUUGGCGCACUUAUUACUGCCGGUGUGCUAACGGCUGGCUUAAUCAGCUUUAGACAAGGUAAUUCUAAGUUAGGCCAGAAGUUAAUGAGGGCUCGUGUGGUUGUCCAAGGUGCUACAGUUGCUCUCAUGGUUGGCACUGCCUAUUAUUAUGGCGAUAAUCCUUGGCAAGCGAAAUAAACUUUUAAUAGCUAACUAGAUAAUUGCUUGGUCUCUUGUUGGUGUUAGUUUUGUUUAUGUGAAAUGGAAUUUGGUCAUUUGAGGACAAAAUCCUUGCCCACAUCUUAAAUUUGAAUCAUUUUCUUUCAACGCAUAACAAUUGAAUUCUUAUAUGGAUGUAUACUAUACUUCUUUCAAUAAAAUUAAUUACUCUCAGUUGACUGUUGCUGUCCUGAGGAAGCAGAAUGGAA